GCAAAAAUAGACCAAAUAUGGAGACAAACCAAAUUACAGUCAUUGUAAAAUACCAAGGCUUAGAUUAUUACGGAAAGCACUCACAAAUAGAACUAAACAUUGCGUCGGAUCUUUCGAUUCUUGAUCUGAAAAAGAGGAUUGCUUUCAAGCUAAAAAUCUCUGAAAAGGCUCAAAUAAUUUCGCUGAAAUACAUGAAUCAUAUCGUUCCACUAAAGAAUGACGAGGCUAUACUUAAUCAAUGAGGAAUCAGGAACAGAUCUAUUAUCUAUCUCGAACAAACCGAUGUCCAGCUCCAUGAUGAUGAAAACUCCUCUGACGAUGAAGCUAGCUCUACCUUGAUAUAUUCGAAAGCAGAUACUACUGAGGAUGUUUCUAAAUAAAUUUUCAGGAUUAAGUAACCCCAGAUAUUUUCUUAAGCUAGGAAUAGAGAAAAAGAAGCUUACAUCUGGCAUUGAAGAGGAGACAAAUGAAAUACCAGGAGUUAUCAAUCAAUUAAUCGACACUAUAAAGCUAGAUUGCACUCCAACCAUUUUUAAAGAUGAAUUUGAGCAAGUCAAAAAGCAACUAAGGGACUUAAAUAUCAGACAGGAGAUUACUAUAGACUCUAAAAGCCCUACUGGAUGGACAUGAUUGCACGCAGCCUGACAAUAUCAAAACCUUCCUCUUGUAGAAUACUUGGUAACUGAAAUGAAAUGAGAUCCCAAUAUUUUAUCAGACGAUGGAUGGAGUGCUCUUCAUAUUGCCUCCCAUCUAGGCUUUCAUCAGAUUGUUGAUUUCCUUCUAAAGAAUCCGAAUGUAGACCAUAACUUGGUAGGAAACAUUGAGAGAGGAACUGGCCUUCAUUGAGCAGUAAAUGCUAAUCAUUUUGCAGUGGUCCAAAUCUUCAUUAUGAAUAACGUUGACAUAAAUGUAAAGAAUGCAUAUGACCAAUCUCCAAAGGACAUCUGCAAGGAUGCUAAUAUCCUAUCUCUUUUCGAAAGAGUCGAGAAAUGCCAACAAGAAGGGAAGCAUAACUCAGAGCAACUUUAUUCACCUAGAGAAGAGAUCAAGGAAGACCUUGAGGAGAAUGAAGACUCUGUAGAGCUUGAUAAAAAGAAAAAGUCAACUGAAGUUACACUUAAAUUUGAUAUGAAGAAGGAAGAUGCAACUGAACUUCAAGAGGAAGAAAAAGAAGAAGAAAAUGAGCCAUUUGAAGAUUCCAGGGAAUGUCUUAUCCUUGAAAGUCAGUACAAUAAGGAUUCUAUAUACUCUGAAGAAUACUUAGACAGAGUUAUCUCUAAUCUCGAUGAGUUUAAGAACAACAGGAAAUUUUGUGGGUAUAUUACAAGAGUCGGGAAAUACUAUAUGAGCUCAAAGCAAAGAUAUUUCGAACUAAAUCCUAUUCAUGGUACCUUUAUCAAGUAUAGAAAUGAAGGAGAUUAUCCUCACAAGCCUAGACAAAUCAUUAACUUGCUAGACAUCACUGAGAUAUCGUUGAUCACCGAAGGAUGGUUCAUUAAGAAGGAUUUCACCUACUUCCAAAUUUGUGAUAUAAAAGGAGAGAAACAGUAUUUCUUUUCUAAAAAUCAGAAAUUGGUAACUUUUUGGCUGCAUGAGUUGAAAGCAGCAAAGGCUUUUUAUCAUUGGCUGAAAAAUAUUGCUUUUGUAGGAUCGCAAUGUACUAAGGCAUUCUCAAAUAAAUAUGAUAUUAUCAAUGAUGGUAUUGUCAAUAUCAAGCUUCAAACAAGAGUUCUUGACGAGAAUGGAAGUCUAGAAAGUCAAUACAUUUCAAGUAUGGGCUCGACUGAAAACUCUUCUAAUAAAGAAAAGAUGUCCCCAGUUAGUUCAGGAGCAAGCAUAGAAGAAAGCAAAACUCGUCCUCCUCUUCCGAAGAAGACUAGAGAAAGCUCUAGCCCAGAUUCAAGGACUCCAGCAAAGAAGUUUGAGACAAGCACCCUUGAUGAAGAUAGAGAUAUAGGAUACAAAUCAUUCAAAAUACUUGAUGUUCUUGGCCAAGGAACUUUUGGAAAGGUAUUUAAAGUUGAGAAAAUUGACGAUGGCAAAAUCUACGCAAUGAAAGUACUUAAAAAGUCUGUCUUAGCAAGAAAUAAGCACCUAAAGUAUGCAAUAACUGAGUGAAAUGUACUGAAAAGGGCUGAUCAUCCCUAUAUCAUCAAGCUUCAUUACUCCUUCCAAACCCCAGAUUACCUCUAUAUGAUUUUAGAUUAUUGCCCAAACGGUGACUUGUCUAUUCAUUUGAAUAACAGACAUAUCUUUGAAGAGAAUGAGGCAAGGUUCUUCAUAGCAGAAGUAAUCCUAGCUAUGGAAUACCUUCAUAGCAUGGAUAUUUUAUAUCGAGAUCUCAAACCAGAAAAUAUUCUAGUUUAUGACAACGGCCAUAUAAAAAUGGCGGAUUUUGGCUUAGCUAAAGAAGGAGUAAAUGAUAAAAAGAAAGCCAAAAGUUUUUGAGGAUCCCCUGCUUACCUUGCACCAGAGAUGCUUGGAACUAGAGGAGUUGGAAAAGCAGCUGAUAUUUAUCAGCUGGGAGCUGUCUUGUAUGAAUUACUCAUCGGGCUUCCUCCAUAUUACACCGAGAAUAUUAAGAAAUUAUAUGAGAAUAUUAAAGUGGCAAACCUCCAAAUUCCAAACUAUAUUUCUCCAGAGGCUAAAAGCUUACUGAAGAAGCUUCUACACAAGGACCCAAAGCAGAGGCUUGGUGUAAAGGACAAAGAGGAUAUUAAAAACCAUCACUUCUUCAGGGGUCUAGACUGGGAGAAACUCGAGGAGGGUAAGGUUGAACCUCCACUUACUCUCACACUGGACGACACUGACUCAGAUAUCGAUCCAUUCGAGAAAGAAUAUCUAAACUUUUCACCUGACAAGCAGAUCAAGUUCAAGGACCAAGAUUAUAACGAAAGUAACAAAAAUGUGAAUAGGCUGAAACAGUUUACCUUCAUCAAGAAUGAGGAUCCUGAGGAAUGAUAAAUAUCACUAAGUUUUAGAGUGUGAAUUAAGAGUGUCAACUUAUUA
Moneuplotes crassus is the source of this 3009-nucleotide messenger RNA. NCBI's taxonomy places the organism in Eukaryota, Ciliophora, Spirotrichea, Euplotida, Euplotidae. The record is from the annotation of a GenBank genome assembly.